CCGUCCGGCGACCAACAGACAGACAAACUCCCCCAGUGACAUCACGCUGCCUGUGUGUGUGAAGCAGCUUUACUCAUGUUGUGAGGACACGAACCUGCUCACACUGCGGGGAACUGCUGGUGUUCUGAGAACAAAAAGCAAGUGAGACCGCGGAACUAAACACUGGCUGGUGUUUCCGCACGGACAGGUUUCAGCGCUGUGUCGGCAUGUGUUGUGACUACAGUCUAUGGUUGUGACAGGUAAAGAACCUGUCACUUCUUCUGGACUGUUGUUAUUUACAUUCUGCUCGUUAAGCUUUGGCAGACAGACAACCAGCGACCCCGACAUGUCCUCGGCGGAGGUAGUUCUGGGUUUCCUGGAGGAGGCGGAGUCGUGGCGGCUUCGGUCCCCGCAGUUCCCCAGUAAAGUCGGAGGGAAGCCGGCAUGGCUCAGCCAGAGAGGCCUGCCCUCCCUGUCCGGGCUGGAGUGUGAGAUAUGUCGGCUGCCUCUGGCUUUCCUGCUUCAGGUAUACGCACCAAUAUCUGGUCAGGACCGAAGUUUCCACCGAACACUUUUUCUGUUCUGCUGCAGAACUCCUGAAUGCUACUCACGAAAUGACAAUCGCUGCAUGAAAGUUUUCAGAAGUCAGCUGCCCAGAAGGAAUGAGUUCUACCCCUAUGAGCCUCCUCCAGAGGAUGAGCCUCCUAACAAUCCUGAGGAGGACCAGAGUGUGUUGUCUGGAGUUAAACUGUGCUGGGUGUGUGGUUGUCCUGGUAACAAAGCAUGCUCCCGCUGUCAUGCUGUAACUUACUGUGGAAAACACCACCAGACCCUCCACUGGAAACACACUCACAAGAAAGAGUGUUGCAAAGAAGCAUCCACGGCCACAACCUCUUCCCUACUCUUUCCUGAGUCUGAGCUCGUCACUGAGCCUGAGGAGGAGGAAGAGGAGAAAGACACAAAGGAGGAUGAAGAAAAAGAAGAAGAAGGGGAAAGUACUCAGAGAAGCACAGAUGUUCCUUCCUUAGCAGACACCCUUGCAGAGACAGACUUGGAGGAGAUGGCUAUGCAUGAGACUGAAGACAACAAAGUGUUCCAGCGGUUUAAAAAGAAGAUCUCACCAGAGCCACACCAGGUGCUGCGCUACAGUCGAGGCGGCUCUCCCCUGUGGGUCUCUUCUCAGCACAUCCCUUCAGAUGCGGAUAUCCCACCAUGCACCUGCGGCGCCAAGAGGACAUUUGAGUUCCAGGUGAUGCCCCAGCUGCUGAACAGUCUGAGCGUGGACUCGACAGGAGCCAGUAUCGACUGGGGGACUCUGGCUGUUUACACAUGCUCUAUCAGCUGUAACCAUGACGACCAGUACUGCCCAGAGUUCAUCUGGAAGCAGGACUUCAGCUCAGAUCAGCACACGCAGAUUAAACACACACAAUAGAGCUUUGUGGCUUCUCAUAGCAGGAAAAGUGCAGGUGUAACUGAUAACAUUAAUGAUGGCUGCAUUCCAGUCAUGUGAGUCAGUUUCAGGGUCUUCGUGUCGUGUGCAAGGUGACAAUGGACUUUCUUUACUCUGACAGGAGUAAUCACACUACAGUGAUGCAUCCAUUAGCGAUACCCACUUCGUCCUGUAGAGGGUGGUUGGACCUACUGCAGAGAUUUAAUGGAGUUGAUAAGUGCUGCUGCUCUCAAGUAAGAUCAGUGAAACUGGAAUUUGUAAUUCUGUACAUUGAGUAUUAGUUUAUUAAAAGUUCAAAUAUUCAAACAAGAAUUGUGGAUGUUAAGAACAACAUGUUGGUGGUAUUUUCUGACCUACAGUAGAGUUUCAGCAUGUUCAGUGCUAUAUACUGUUGAAGCAGUAGAAUUAUUGGAUCUUAUAUUCAUCAAAAACAAAUUAAAUAUGACUUUGUGCCUUUCAUAACAUAAUAAACUUUUUUUGUAAGUCAUCAAA
Amphiprion ocellaris (clown anemonefish) is the source of this 1921-nucleotide messenger RNA. It is a transcript of the gene pdcd2, whose product is annotated as programmed cell death 2. Bases 227 to 1411 code for a protein of 394 amino acids. Gene Ontology annotation, cellular component: nucleus; cytoplasm. The transcript is spliced from 9 exons. Lineage: Eukaryota; Metazoa; Chordata; Actinopteri; Pomacentridae. The record is from RefSeq and is a predicted model, not a curated record.